AUGCGCAACGACUCGAUAAUGUUCCCGUAUAUACCCGUCAUCGAGAAUCAAUUUCCGGUUAAGCUGAGCAUAGAGGAUAUUCUGCCUAUACAGAAUCUGUACGGGUCUCAUGACGACGGAAACUAUCCGACGGCGACUCCCGCGACCACCGCGGCGCCCGCUACGACGAGCGUUGCGCCAACCGACCCCGCGCGCGCGGAUCUCUGCGCUUUGCGGCGCGUGGACGUCGCGCUGAUAAUGAAUCACCGAUUGUACAUAGCUAAUCGCCGCAAUGUGUGGUCGAUCGACGUGACUGAGAGACGCUACGGUAGGCCCAUUACGCUCACGGAUUACGCGGCGUUUCUCCCGGCAAAUUUCACGCGCCUAUCCGCCGCGUAUCGAAGACCCUCGGGCGAUCUCGCGGACGAUUCGAUCUACCUCGCGGAAUAUCCCAGCCUUAAGCUAAAAUCGGGUUGGGCGAGAUAUCUCCACGAUAUCGGACUUCCCCGAAACGUUAAGAUUAACGCUGCGAUAAACACGCACACGGGACGAACCUACGCGAUCUACGACGACGAUAAAAUAGCGGAGAUUGACGAGUGUCGCAUGAUAGUCAUUAGACACGCUCCGUUAAAAGAUAUAUUUCCCGGAAUACCGCCCGCGAUAACGUCGGCCUUUCGAUAUGUCGACGGCAAUCUGUAUUUCUUCGCCAAACGUCAGUUCUACGCCUUCAACGAAUUCACGAAUAUCGUAACUUCGGCGAGUCCUUUCGAUCUACACGUGCUCGGUAUCGAGUGUCCUACGGAUGGGCUGCUAAGACAAUUGCGCGAUUUCCUCAUUCGCGUCUAUCGUCUCGGCGACGCGACCGAGAGAGAGAGGAUCGACGAAGAGGACGAUUAG
Molecule: messenger RNA, 876 nt
Organism: Formica exsecta
Lineage: Eukaryota; Metazoa; Arthropoda; Insecta; Hymenoptera; Formicidae
Product: matrix metalloproteinase-2-like
Exons: 1
Coding region: 1-876 (291 amino acids)
Source: RefSeq, a predicted model, not a curated record